AUGCUCAACGUGCCCGUCACGUGCUCGUUCCUCCUGACCAACGACCUCGCCGUGUUCCACAAGGCCAACACGCUGCCGGCCGGCUACCUGUUCCACAGCGUCGACGAGUCGGACGACGUGUGGGACCUCGCCGACCUGACGCUGCAGUGCGGGCGCCGCGGCGACAGCCUCAAGCUGGCCCUCGCGUGGAUCUACUACGGCGCCGCCGGGUUCGCGAAGCAGAUCGACCACGCCUUUGACGUCGCUGCCCACCUGGCGCAGAUUGUGCAGGCGCACCCCGACUUCGUGCUCGUGUCCUCGGACCCGCCGCCGUGUCUGCAGGUGUGCUUCUACUACGCACCGGGCGGGCAUCUUUCCGACGACGCCGAGGCGAACACGCGCACGACAGCCGGCAUGGUGGGCAAGCUGAUCCGCAGGGGGUUCAUGAUUGAUUACGCGCCAGGCGAGAAGGGCAGCUUCUUCCGCGUCGUGGUUAACUGCCAGACUCUCAAGGGCACGGCAGACGGCCUCGUUAAGGGGCUAGAGGAGAUUGGAAAGGAGGGUCAGUAG
Messenger RNA from Verticillium alfalfae VaMs.102, 549 nucleotides. Its product is annotated as cysteine sulfinic acid decarboxylase. The coding region runs from base 1 to 549 and encodes 182 amino acids. The transcript has a single exon. Gene Ontology annotation, molecular function: pyridoxal phosphate binding; carboxy-lyase activity. The record is from RefSeq and is a predicted model, not a curated record. Gene Ontology annotation, biological process: carboxylic acid metabolic process. Lineage: Eukaryota; Fungi; Ascomycota; Sordariomycetes; Glomerellales; Plectosphaerellaceae. Gene Ontology annotation, cellular component: cytoplasm.